ACCACUACCAGUAAUACGCACUGCACUCUGAGGUCAUACAGAAAUACCAAGCCCGUAUAAUAAUAGUAGGUAAGCGAAGGCAUACCUGUGGCCCGUCAGCAGUGAUCAGGUAUCUAUCUAGUUUUCCCCAUCACCAUUAUCUAGAUUCCGGGAUUCAUAAUGGGCUGGCCCUGAGAUUCGACAUCUCGUCCCAACUGUCGAUAUCAGCCGACAAAAUCGUCAUUGACGCUCGUUGCUCUUCAUGGAUGCUAUACCGACGCUCGUGGCCGCCUUGAUAAUUCUCAUACUGGGGUGGAUUUCGGUAGUGCUCCGGUUCUACACUCGGAUAUAUGCCCGCCAAGGCCUCAAAUGGGAUGACUGGUUACUCCUUCUUGCAGCGAUUGCAGGGACGACUGUCAUCGCUCUCACUGUUGCUGCGGGUGUCGUGAAUCCGAAUGGGAACUACACCACGCAGAUCUUCGAUCCGAAUUACAUCGAGACACCGCAGGAUAUCUUCUAUCUCCAGAUAAAUUACGCGACGGCCAUCGUCUACUACACGAUCAACGCCGCCGUCAAACUGAGUAUCCUGUACAUGUACUACCGCAUCUUCAACGCAAGAUCCGCGCUCAGAUACCAGUUGUUCAUCACGGCGAGCUUAGUCAUCGGAUGGUGGAUUGGGACGACGGUGGCGCAGAUCGUCAACUGCGUUCCCAUCUCCAAGUACUGGACCAGCAAUAUAUUGGACCCGAAGCAUUGCUUCAACUUGAAUACGCUCUUCGUCGUCGCGGGGAGCAUCGAAGUCUUUCUCGACGUGCUGAUCUUGACGCUUCCGAUCAGGGCCGUGCUGGCGUUGCAAUUGUCGUGGAGGCGGAAAGGGAUCAUCUCGGGGAUCUUUCUACUUGGCAGCUUUGUGAUAGCCACGGGACUCGUCCGAGUAAUCAUGGGGUAUGCGCCAGGGAGUCAACGGCCCUCAUCAUCAGCCGAGCUGUGGACGGUGAUUCAUUCCGGUGUAGGAGUGAUAUGCGCGAGCUUGCCGACCUUCAACCCCAUACUGCAGCGCACAUUGAAAUCAUCCCUCGUUACCAACACGAUACAUUUCUUCUCGGGGUCGAGCGCAAGCAAGGAAGUGGUGAUGAGGAGAGAGAGAAGCCACGUCACGAUCCCUUUAAACACGAUGACCGACGAAGCUCAUUCUACCCGAGAUAGUGUAGAGCAGAGUCCCCAGGUGCCGGAACCGACAUAUGAUAGAUGGGGCUUAAAAGCUGGGCGUUUGGGUCUUCAGGAACAGAAUGUAUAUUGAUGAGUUCUUACUAAGUACAUAUAGAU
Molecule: messenger RNA, 1305 nt
Organism: Xylaria bambusicola
Lineage: Eukaryota; Fungi; Ascomycota; Sordariomycetes; Xylariales; Xylariaceae
Exons: 3
Coding region: 242-1279 (345 amino acids)
Source: RefSeq, a predicted model, not a curated record